AUGGCCGGAAGAGUGACAGCUCAGGAGCUUCAGAGAUCCAAGCAGAUCACUGUGUUGCAUCCACUGGUCCUUUUGCACUCGAUUCAUUUUAUCUGGACGAUAGUUAUGGCAAUUCAUGUCCUCUGUUAUGGAUUGGACACUUCUAGUAGCAUUCAAACGUAUGUGGAUGAUGCAAAUUCCUUCUUCGUUACUUAUCGAGUCAUCAAUAUCGUCACCCUGGCACUUGAUGCAGUGGUAGCAUGCUACGUCGCUAUUCAGUUGCGAGAAAGAUUAUUAUCAGCUGCCAUGGCUGAAGAUAUGAAGAAAAAGUCGGUGGUGCAGAUGUCGUUGCUGAUGGCUCUGUUGACAGCGUCACUAGCGUUGCAGAUCAUCAUGGACGUACCCGUUUUCAUUUCAGGUGUCAAGGACUCGUGGUCCUCUCUGAGCUUUGAGGCUUUUUGCGUUAUUAAGUAUCUUGUCCCAGGGCUGCUCCUGAGUCUAGCUUUUUUGUAUAUUAUGCGACGCGUCGAACAGCGCGAGCCCACACGAAUGGUGGUGGUGUCGUCACGGUCACUAGUGGAGUUUGUGGAAUGCUCAUCGCCGAACUGCGUGUGGUGUGCGCACCACCGGCAAUACCAUUUGAAUCAGAACAAGUGGGAUAUGACGCUCAUGACGUCAUUUUCUCCACGGACGGUGGAUUCGAGCUAUCAUUCGUCCACUCACGCCAACCUCUCUCAGGGGUCGUGGUCCUCAGAAGGCACGCCGGAAUCGUUGCCAGCUACUUUACAUAUGUCUCGUGAUAGUCAUCACCGCCUUCACCAGGCUUAUCCAUCUCACCACCAGACGCAUCCGGCUCGUGGCCGCAUGCAGUUUCCAGCCUACACGCAUGGAGACUAUGAGCCACCGGAGGAAAUUUCAAGAUGGCAUGGAGCACGUUACAGCUGA
Molecule: messenger RNA, 924 nt
Organism: Peronospora belbahrii
Lineage: Eukaryota; Oomycota; Peronosporomycetes; Peronosporales; Peronosporaceae
Source: the annotation of a GenBank genome assembly